Messenger RNA from Osmerus eperlanus (European smelt), 1523 nucleotides. RefSeq names its product glycine C-acetyltransferase (gene gcat). The coding region runs from base 69 to 1352 and encodes 427 amino acids. The record is from RefSeq and is a predicted model, not a curated record. The transcript has 9 exons. Lineage: Eukaryota; Metazoa; Chordata; Actinopteri; Osmeriformes; Osmeridae. Gene Ontology annotation, cellular component: mitochondrion. Gene Ontology annotation, molecular function: pyridoxal phosphate binding; glycine C-acetyltransferase activity. Gene Ontology annotation, biological process: biosynthetic process; L-threonine catabolic process.
ACGUAUAUUACGUUUAGCCACGCGUUAACUCUGCGUCUGGUAGCAGCGGAUUUGACAGUUUUUCUGCCAUGUCUCUACGGUGGGUCGUCCGCGGUCUUCGCACCCCGAUCCAGUGCGUUGUGCAAGCCACUGUCUCCUCCACGAGCCGGGGCUAUGCCGCCAUCGCCGCUGCCAGGUCGGUGCUGGAGAGCGAACUUGAAACGAUCAGAUCAGGUGGAACGUGGAAAGGGGAGAGAAUCAUAACCUCGAAGCAGGGAUCGCAUAUCAGCGUGGACGGAAGUUCUGGCGACAUAUUGAACUUCUGUGCUAAUAACUACCUGGGUCUGUCCAGCCACCCAGAGGUGGUGCAGGCUGGGAUCAGAGCGCUGCAGACGCACGGGGCAGGGCUGAGCUCCGUACGCUUCAUCUGUGGAACACAGGACCUCCAUAAGGACCUGGAGAGGAAGCUGGCCCAGUUCCACGAGAGGGAGGACUGCAUCCUGUAUGCCAGCUGCUUCGACGCCAACGCCGGCCUGUUUGAGGUUCUGCUGGGCCCGGACGAUGCGGUUCUGUCUGACGAGCUGAACCACGCCUCCAUCAUAGAUGGGAUCCGCCUGUGUCGGGCCCGGAGGUUCCGCUACAGGCACAUGGACCUGGGAGACCUGGAGGCCAAGCUGCAGGAGAGCCAGUCAUCCCGUCUGCGUCUGGUGGUGACUGAUGGCGUGUUCUCCAUGGAUGGAGAUGUUGCCCCCCUGCAGGGCAUCUGUAAGCUGGCAGAGCAGUAUGGAGCCAUGGUCUUCAUAGAUGAGUGCCACGCCACCGGCUUCAUGGGUCCCCGGGGGAGGGGCACGGAUGAGCUUCUGGGAGUGAUGGACAAGGUUCACAUCGUCAACUCCACCCUGGGCAAAGCCCUGGGGGGGGCAGCAGGGGGCUACACCGUGGGGCCCAGGCCCUUGAUAGAGCUGCUGAGGCAGCGCUCCCGGCCGUACCUCUUCUCCAACUCCCUCCCCCCGCCCGUCGUAGGCUGCGCUGCACGCGCCCUGGAGCUGCUGAUGGCAUCCAAUGAGAUCGCUCAGAGCAUGUCGGCCAAGACCAUGAGGUUCCGGAGCUCCAUGGCCCAGGCUGGAUUCACCAUCUCAGGCUCGUCUCACCCCAUCUCCCCCGUCAUGCUGGGGGACGCGCGCCUCGCCUCACUCAUGGCCGACGACAUGCUCAAGCUGGGUGUAUAUGUGAUUGGCUUCUCCUACCCUGUGGUUCCUAAGGGCAAGGCCCGUAUCCGUGUCCAGAUCUCUGCGGCCCACACCAACCAGGACAUAGACCGCUGUGUGGAGGCCUUCAUCCAGACAGGCAGGAAGCACGGCGUGGUCUCCUAGAGACCAGGAGGAAGUGAUGUCAGGCCUGGGUAGGGCUGUUACAGGGCAGAGAGGAUGUCUCCUGAUGAGAAUGGUAGAAUGUAGUUACGACUGAAGGUCUAUUGUGGUCAAAAAAGCUUUGCUGUUUGCCUUAAAAUGCUGAAUAUAUCAUAUUAAACUUUUGCUAACAAA